Molecule: messenger RNA, 736 nt
Organism: Triticum dicoccoides
Lineage: Eukaryota; Viridiplantae; Streptophyta; Magnoliopsida; Poales; Poaceae
Product: 60S ribosomal protein L32-1-like
Exons: 4
Coding region: 135-536 (133 amino acids)
Biological process (GO): translation
Cellular component (GO): ribosome; cytosolic large ribosomal subunit
Molecular function (GO): structural constituent of ribosome
Source: RefSeq, a predicted model, not a curated record
CCCAUCAUAGCCCACAUACCUAGGGUUCGCGGAAGGCAUAAAGACCGCACCGCCUUGCAAAUAGAACCCUGCCGCCGCCGCCGUUCUUCUUCCUCCUCGCUUCGUGUUAGAGGGUCGUCCUUCUCAGAUCAGAGAUGGCGGUGCCGCUUCUGACGAGGAAGAUCGUGAAGAAGAGGGUCAAGCACUUCAAGAGGGCCCAUAGCGACCGCUACAUUGGCCUCAAGACCAGCUGGCGCAGGCCAAAGGGUAUUGAUUCCCGGGUGAGGAGAAAGUUCAAGGGAUGUACUUUGAUGCCCAACAUUGGCUAUGGUUCUGACAAGAAGACCAGGCAUUACCUGCCAAACAAGUUCAAGAAGUUUGUUGUCCACAAUGUCUCCGAGCUGGAGCUGCUUAUGAUGCACAACAGGACAUACUGUGCUGAGAUCGCCCACAACGUCUCUACCAAGAAGCGGAAGGACAUUGUGGAGCGUGCUGCACAGCUGGAUAUUGUUGUCACAAACAAGCUUGCUAGGCUUCGCAGCCAGGAGGACGAGUGAAAUGUUCUUCCAGUGCUAUUAUGGCCGCUUUGCUUGUUGGAAACUGUUUGCUCUGGGAGCUUGUUUACUCAUCUGUUACUUUUAUGAUAUGAACAUGCUGUUAUUAUCAGUAACGACUAGCAGGCUAAAAUUUUGUUAAUGGUAUCAACCUCUAAAUCAGAAACUUGCUUUGUCUCUUGAAGACAGCAUGCUGAUCGUCU